AUGUUCGACACGUCGGCGGUACCGAUUUUCACAGGACAAAACUACUCCGCGUGGAAGUUUAAGUUCCAAGUGCUCAUGAUGGAGCGGGGACUUUGGGGUUUCUUCGAUGGAACGGAGAAGAGGCCGGACGACGAGAGCGGCAUCGCGGCAUGGAAGAAGAAGGACCAAAAUGCGUUCGCUACGUUGCUUUCGCGCAUCGGCAUCAAUCUCGUGAGCUCGGUGCGCAUGUGCAUCAAGCUCGAAGCGUCGGCGCAUGAAGCGUGGAAGCGGCUCGAGACCAUCCACGUGAACAAGACUCUCCACGGCAAGAUCCUAGCCCGGAAUGCAUUCUACACGGUGAAGAUGCGCGCGGGCGAAUCGAUGCACGAGUAUGCGACUCGUGUGGAGGAACUCGGGGAAUCGUUCAUGGACCUUGGUGGAACGGAGUCGCUCGUGUUAGUGGCCAGCAACGGGGACAAAACUCCAAGCGACGCGUGGUUCCUCGAUACCGGCGCAACGCAACACAUGACGAACUCGGCGUCGCUCCUCAACAACAUUGGCGCUCCGGGAGACGUCACGAGCAUCGUGUUCGGAAACAACGAAUCGCUACCGGUGGUUGGUGUUGGGAGUACGCGCCUCAUCGUCGAUAGCGGACCGGUGGACGUCAUGAACGUGCUUCACGUCCCGGGGGUGAAGGUGAACCUUCUAUCCGUCCCGCAACUUGCGAAGAAGGGCGUGAUAGCCACCAUCGACGGUGCGAAGAUGAACCUCUUUUGGAAGGGGGAGCAAUUCGCGCAAGGUGUUCUCAACGGAGAUAUCUACCAACUCAAGACGUACCCGAGAGCGGCUUCAUCCAACGUGGCGCAAGGCUCCAAGGCGACUCUCAAGGCGUGGCAUAAUAGGCUUGCGCACGCCAACUACGAGUCGGUCAAGGAGUUGGCCAACAAGGGUCUUGCGAAGGGAGUCAACAUGAUCGCCGGCGAUGGCGAGAAGGGCGUCACCACUGCCUCAGCUCAUGCCGCCAAGUGCUCGGCAUCAAGGAGCGAUGAGUGCAAGCCUUCCCCCUAUUCACCUGUGUAUUAUCUGCUCUUCACUCCCACACUCAUCCCACCUUCCAGGAGACAACCGCCUCAGCUCAUGCCGCACGGUGCUGGGUAUCAUGGGGCGCCGAGUGCAAGCCUUCUGUGUUCUCCUCCCCACGUCCCCACCCGCUACCCUUUGUGUAUUAUCUGCCAUACACCACACGCCAAACUCCCCCUACCAGGAGACUACCGCCUCAGCUCGAGCCGCACAGUGCUGGACAUCAUGGAGCGGCGCAUCCCCUUUGUGCCAUAUGGCGGCCUCUCAUUCGUCGACGUGCGGGACGUGGUAUGUGCCGCCCAUCAUUCCAUCACGUGGUAUGUGCGGUGGUAUGUGGAGCCAACCCAUCCAUCCAUGUCGCACACCACCACAUAG
This is a messenger RNA of Closterium sp. NIES-65, 1434 nucleotides long. Lineage: Eukaryota; Viridiplantae; Streptophyta; Zygnematophyceae; Desmidiales; Closteriaceae. The record is from the annotation of a GenBank genome assembly.